Messenger RNA from Quercus robur (English oak), 3199 nucleotides. Its product is annotated as cysteine-rich receptor-like protein kinase 3. Gene Ontology annotation, molecular function: protein kinase activity; ATP binding. Bases 766 to 2730 code for a protein of 654 amino acids. Lineage: Eukaryota; Viridiplantae; Streptophyta; Magnoliopsida; Fagales; Fagaceae. Gene Ontology annotation, biological process: protein phosphorylation. The record is from RefSeq and is a predicted model, not a curated record. The transcript has 7 exons.
AAAGUCUAAACAAAUUGCUUAAAUCUCUCUCUCACUCUAAAGAAGAAGCAGCGGCAGAGCUGCAGUUUCCUCUCUUUCUCUGUUUCCUCCAAAGCCUAGUUCGGCUCCUCGCCCAAAUUAAGAUAUAUUUCUUAUUUCAUAAUCAUUUUCUCACAUAUUCUCUGUUACAAUUUUUUUUUUUUUUUUUUUUUUUUUUUAGAUUUUAGUUCAAAGUUUGUUUGGCAUAAAAAAAGUUUGAGGGUGUUCCUAAUUUUUUUGAGGGUGUUCAUCAUUUUUUUUAAGGAUAGAUAAAUAAAAAAUUUUAAAUUAUUACAUAUAAUUUUUUUUUUCUUCAGAGGUCAGGGUGUUCCUGGGAACACCCUGAACCAAACGUAGCGUCGCCACUGAGAGUCUUACUCUUUUAGUCUUUAUACAUACAAUUAUUUUUAUUCCACAUAUUUUUAAGCAAGAAAAAAAGAAAAAAGAAAUCUAAACACACUUGAAGUAAUCUUAUUUUAUCAGAUAGUGUAGCAUUCCUGCACUUUGGACUAGUAAGUUAAUUACCCUGUUAUACAAAAUAUCUUUUCUACACUUGAUUGUCAAUUAUCUUUUUAUUUGUGACAUAAUAAAAGAAUAAUGACAGAAAAUUUUUUCUCCACUACUUAGAUUUCAUAUAUUAGUCUUUGACUUCAGUUUCCCAACUUAGAUUUCAUAUAAAUCCCAACUCUUUCAGCCAAGCACAAUGCAUGUUGAUCAAUUCUCAACAUUUUUAUAUCCAUUUUUCUAAUGAAUAUUCUAUGUCCAACUUCAAUGUCUUACUCUUACUCAAUCUUUGUUCUUCUUAUCUUCUUAUGUUUCUUUGUAAAUCCUUUUCUUUCUGACCCAAGAAUCACACACACUACUGCCAUAUGCAGCAACAGAACUGCCUCAAUUCCUGAGCGCGAAAGCUUCAUAGCAAACUUCUUGGCAACCAUGGUUACAGCUACCCGUCUAGUUGCUACACAAAGAUAUGCAGCAGUGGUGAAUGGGACAGGUAAUACCACAGUUUAUACGUUUGGUGAGUGCAUGAAAGAUCUCUCUCAAACAGACUGUAAUCUCUGCUUUGCACGGUGCAAGAAUUUGGUCCAAAUGUGCGGUCCAUUUUCAAGAAGCACACGUGGUGGCAGGCUUUUCUUGGACGGGUGUUAUGUUAGGUACGAUGAUUACUCUUUCUUCAAUGAGACUUUGGAUGUGCAAGACACAACCGUGUGUGAGACACAAGAUUUUGUGGGGAGCCAUACUGUUUUUGCCGCUAAUGUAAAAGUGUUGAUGAGGAAUUUGAGCGUGGUAGCACCUAAGAAUGAUAAUUUCUUCGUGGGGUUUGUGAAUAAAGGAUAUAUUACAGUUUAUGGGUUGGCUCAGUGUUGGGCAUCAGUAAGUGGGAGUGCUUGUGAGGAUUGCUUGGCCAAGGCGGUCUCUAACAUUGGGUCAUGUACUCCAAAGGAAGAAGGGAGGGUCUUGAAUGCUGGUUGUUACAUGAGGUAUUCCACUCAAAAGUUUUAUUAUAAUUCGAGUGAUCUGGUUGGAGGACAUAUUCAUGAAAACCUCUCUGCUAUUACUUUGGCUGCAACGACUUCAGCUUUGGCUCUCGUGUUGAUUAUCACAACUGUUGUUAUUAUUGCGAGGAAGAAUGUAUUGAGGAAGAGGAAAGUGAGAAAGCAAUUAGGAGGUCUGUUGUCCAGCUUAUACAAGUCCAAACUCAAUUUUUCAUAUGAAAGUCUGGAAAAGGCGACAAAUUACUUCCACAAUUCCAAUAAGCUCGGACAAGGAGGUUCUGGUUCAGUUUACAAAGGAAUUUUACCAGAUGGAAAGGUUGUUGCUAUUAAGAGGCUCUUCUUCAAAAAUCCACAAUGGGUGGAUGAUUUCUUUAAUGAAGUCAAUUUGAUCAGUGGCAUCAAUCAUAAAAAUCUAGUGAAGCAGUUAGGAUGCAGCAUUACAGGUCCUGAAAGCCUUCUUGUUUAUGAAUAUGUGCCAAAUCAAAGCCUUCAUGACCACUUUUCUGUUAAAGAGAAUCUUCGGCUGCUAAGGUGGGAUGUAAGGUUUAAGAUCAUAUUGGGAACAGCUGAGGGCUUGGUUUAUCUUCAUGAGGAAUCAAAUUUGAGAAUUAUCCAUAGAGACAUAAAAUUAAGUAAUAUUCUUCUUGAUGGGGAUUUCGAGCCAAAGAUUGCAGAUUUUGGACUUGCUAGAUUAUUUCCAGGAGAUAAGACUCACAUAAGCACUGAGAUUGCUGGCACACUAGGUUACCUAGCUCCGGAGUAUAUUGUUCAUGGCCAGUUAACUGAGAAGGCAGAUGUUUAUAGUUUUGGAAUUCUUGUCCUUGAAGUUGUAUGUGGAAAGAGGAAUAAUUCAUUUUCUCAAAAUUCUCAUUCUAUCCUACAAAUGGUUUGGAAUCUUUAUGUAGCGAGUAGGCCAUGUGAAGCAGUUGAUCCAGAAUUAGAGGCUAAUUUUCAAGAAGUGGAAGCAUCUCAAUUACUUCAAAUAGGCUUACUUUGUGUACAAGCAUCUGCAGAACUGAGGCCAUCAAUGCCAGUAGUUGUGAAAAUGCUAACUCAUAGUCAAGACAUUCCUCAACCAACACAGCCACCAUUUCUUAAUUCUAGCAUUAGAGAAGCUAACCAAAUUGUUCCACUUAGAGCUUAUAAUUUUCAGCUCGAUUCGGACACCCAGACUUCAGGGAACAGCAUGACAGAAAGCUUGAUUGAUCCUAGAUGAACAUUUAUUUUAUUCACUUUUUCAUGGGAACCCAUGUCACCAGGUGUUGCUGUUGCCAGCUUGAAAUUCCUAGCUUUCCAGUGUGUUCCUUCUUGAAUUAGUACAGAGGAGAUUCUUGCUCAAAGAGGCAGAGCUCAGAUGGCUCAAGUGACUAGGUCAGGUAACAGUCCUUGGGGAGCCUAAUGAAGAUCAUAAUUCAUAGGAUACAAAGUGAUCCAGGGCUAUGACCUGUACCAGGUGCUAAAAUACUGAUAUAGAAUUAGAUUGUUGUCUAUUUUCUUGAUAUUCUAACAAUAUGGGUAGUGCUAAAUGCCACAUCCUACAUGAAAAGAGUUGCUUAUUACUCUUCUACAAUGCAUAUACAAGAAAAUUAGAAAACCUCACGGUAUUGAAAUAUUAAGAAACCAUAGAACUUCAUGGAUAUGACGCCUUGUAUUCAAGUGUUCAAUGCCAUUCACACUUCCUCUUC